Puntigrus tetrazona (Sumatra barb) is the source of this 2380-nucleotide messenger RNA. RefSeq names its product protein-glucosylgalactosylhydroxylysine glucosidase (gene pgghg). The record is from RefSeq and is a predicted model, not a curated record. Gene Ontology annotation, molecular function: catalytic activity. Bases 135 to 2219 code for a protein of 694 amino acids. The transcript is spliced from 14 exons. Lineage: Eukaryota; Metazoa; Chordata; Actinopteri; Cypriniformes; Cyprinidae. Gene Ontology annotation, biological process: carbohydrate metabolic process.
CCCCGCCCUUUUUUACGUCCGCUUUUGUGCGCGUGAAACUUUUCUGCGUUCAACAGCAAAAGCAGCAGAUGUUCGAUACAGUAGCUCCUUGCAUCUAGGUCACGCGUCCCAUCUUUCCUCCAGCUUGCCCGAAAAUGACCUCCGACCCCGCGGACCCGUACAUCUUCACGUCUGACUCUCUCCCGCCCGACCCUCGCUUCAUGCCGCCGCUGACCAACGGCCUGCUGGGAUGGAGAGCAUUCGAUCCUGUCAUGCACGUGGGCGGGGUUUAUAACGGUGAAGGCGGGGCUUGUCACCGUGGCAACAUUCCUUGCCCGCUGGCAGUUAAAAUGCUGACCGCAGAAGCGGGGCAACACACGUACGAGUUAGACAUGCACACAGGUGUUUUCUCUCACACCGUGGUCACAGCUGGUUUUGAGGCCGCUCAGGUUUUGUACGCUCACCGGCAGCAGACAAACCUCCUGGUCAUGGAGGUCCUCCUCAAACGCUCGGAGACCGGCGCCGGACCCAUCUCUGUUCAGCUAGAAAGUUCUUUCCAACCCCAAAGUGAUGACAUUGUCUUCCAGAACGCACCGGACUACAAGAGCGGGAGGCAUAUUUUUGGACAGACUGUCUCUGCAGAGGUUUCUGGAGGAAUCCGUCCAUUUGUGCACCUGAUCUGGACGCCCAUCACACCCACCCUGACCCUCGCACCCGACCAGAGCCGGUCCAGCUGGGUUUUCCUGGUUGCCGUUGCCGGUAGCGACGAGAGCGCCCGGUCGUCUUACGAGACUGGUUUGGGGCUCGUUGAUGCUGGCGACCUACGACCCUCGCACCUGAGAAGCUGGGCAGAGCUCUGGAAGGGGAGCAGCGUAGAAGUGGAGGGAGCAGAAACCCUGAACCGAGCUCUGAUUGGCUGCAUGUUUUAUCUCCUCAGUUCAUUCUCGUCUUUAAGCGAGGAGGCGAACGCACCGUUCGUGUUCGGAGGAGUCAGUCCUGGGGGUUUGUCAAACGGAGGUAAAGAUGAGGAUUACCAUGGCCAUGUGUUCUGGGAUCAGGACUUAUGGAUGUACCCGAGCGUGGCCCUCUUCUAUCCCCGACUGGCCCGGGCCGUGCUGGAGUACCGUGUAGAAACGAGAGAAGGCGCCCGAGCAAACGCCCAGCGAACGGGCCACCAGGGGCUGAAGUUCGCGUGGGAGAGCGCUCUGACGGGCCGCGACGUUUGUCCAGAGGACAUUUACGCGGAGCAGGAGCUGCACAUCAACGGAGACGUGGUGCUGGCUUUCCAGCAGUACUUCUACCUCACGCAGGACCUGGAGGUGUUCAGAGAAGGACGGGGCAGUGAGGUGGUGUGGGGCGUCGCUGAUUACUGGACUUCACGGGUAACAUGGGACCCUACUGAGCAGCAGUACCAUAUCAAAGGUGUGAUUCCUCCUGAUGAGUAUUACUUCACUGUUGACAACUCAGUGUUCACUAACGCUGUCGCCCAACGCAGUCUUCAGUUUGCCGUGGAGUUGUCCGGUCUGUUGGGGCACACGCCUCCUCCCGCUUGGCAGGACGUGGCUGAUAAGAUCAAAAUCCCCUUUGACCCCAAACUGAAGUAUCACCCAGAGUUUGAUGGCUACACGCAGGGAAGUGGAGUCAAGCAGGCAGAUGUAGUGUUGCUCGGUUACCCGCUGACCAUGACGAUGACCCCAGAGGUCAGACGCAACGACCUGGAAGCAUACGAGUCCGUCACUGAUCCGCUCGGACCGGCCAUGACGUGGGGCAUGUUUGCUUUGGGAUGGCUUGAGCUCGGAGAUGCUGAAAGAGCACAAAAGCUUCUGCAGAAAUGCUUCAAAAAUAUCCAGAAACCAUUUCAGGUGUGGAGUGAGUCGGCGGACGGCUCUGGGUGCGUGAACUUCCUCACCGGUAUGGGCGGCUUUCUUCAGGCGGUGCUGUUUGGCUUUACCGGCUUCAGGGUGCAGAAGCAGCAUCUUGCCUUCGCUCCGCUGCUGCCACGGGAAGUGGAUGCGCUCAGCGUGAGAGGUGUGAGUUACCUUGGCAACAAGAUGGACUGGUUGAUAAAGAGCGGCGAAGUGAGCGUCUCGGUGAGGAAGACUGGGAGUCAGUCCGCUCUUCAGAUUGUCCUGAACACUGGAAACACAAUCCCACUCGUUCCAGGACAGUCAGUGACGUUUCCGCGGCAGCCUGGUCAGAUCCGUCAAGUGAAUUGUGGUUCUUACUGCUGGCCUGUCUGAUGAUCCACAUUUCUGCUUCAUGCCUUUUAUAUUUCAGUAUAUUAUUUUACUGUAAUAAUGUUCUCUAAUAACGCCAAAUAUAUAAAUGAUGAAUUCAUGAACAUGAAUUACGGUAUACUCUGGAAACACUUUACAAAAGGAAUUAAAAAAGAAAGAAUGUA